Messenger RNA from Hippocampus comes (tiger tail seahorse), 1849 nucleotides. RefSeq names its product deoxyguanosine kinase, mitochondrial-like. The record is from RefSeq and is a predicted model, not a curated record. The transcript is spliced from 7 exons. Gene Ontology annotation, molecular function: deoxyguanosine kinase activity. Lineage: Eukaryota; Metazoa; Chordata; Actinopteri; Syngnathiformes; Syngnathidae. Gene Ontology annotation, cellular component: cytoplasm; mitochondrion. The coding region runs from base 621 to 1616 and encodes 331 amino acids.
AGAGCGCUUAUGGAUAUUUUAAGACCUGGGGAUUUUAUUUUUGAAUGGCCCUCGAAACGCCCUAUAUAAAUGUGGUUGUCGUCUAACUCCGGGUGGUGGCCAUUUGUAAAGCUUGCUGCUGCUAUUUUUUUACAUUCAAUUUUUGAUAAUGUAAUGAAAGGUGAGAAUUUCAUGUUUUAAUUUCCAAAUUAAAUGGGGGGAAAAGAAAAACUGUACAGAUGACGUGGACAAACGUAGCCACGAAUAAACCGGAAUGUUAGUAAUUAUGUAAGAAUGCGGGGUGUUUUAACUGUUAGUUUCAAGCAGGCUUUUGCGAUUCAAGAUAUCGUGUACAAUAAUGGUUCAUUUUUAUUUUGAAACUUUAUACCGGAAGUAUGCAAGCUCAAUUUCUUCCGGGGCAAUCUUUGUCAUUCAUUCGCUACCUCAUUUCGAAAGAUGUUAUCCAAUAACCACACAUUAUAAAACUUGUGCUGCUACAUUAAAACAAAUACAUUCCGUUUGGUUGAGUCAAGUAGAUGAAGACAAACUUUUUUGUAGUUAGCAUGAAUGUGAAAUGUCUCACCCCUACGAGAACGACACAGCAAUAGUUGACACGAGUAGUGUCAUUGCUACCUAGCAUAAUGGUUUUCCUGCACCGAUGCAUUCUCAGUCGGUUUUACGAAUCAAAACCGAAGGCAGGUGUCCUGCUGCUCCUGAGACGGUGCGAGACCCGUGAUACAUUUUCCCAAGAAGUUACUCAACCAAAACAUAACCGAGGUACCAUGGCUAAAAGAACCUUCUCACGGGUAGCAGCUCCAAAUCAGGAUGGACUGAAGAGGGUUUCUAUUGAGGGGAACAUUGCAGUUGGAAAGUCAACCUUUUCAAGACUCCUGGGAGCAGCUUGUCCAGACUGGGAGGUGGUUUCAGAACCUGUCAGCAAAUGGCAGAAUAUUGUCAGCGGGACCUCAAAGGAAAAGACUGUGAGCAACCUGCUGGAGAUGAUGUACCAGGAUCCUCAACGCUGGUCGUACACCUUCCAGACGUACUCGUGCAUGAGCCGCUUCCAAACGCAGCUGCAGCCCACACCUGCGCGCCCAUUCCACUCAGAAGGAGCGCCAAUGCGGAUUUACGAGCGUUCCGUCUACAGCGACAGAUACAUUUUUGCCCUGAGCAUGUAUGAACUGGGUUGUAUCAACUCGACAGAGUGGGCAAUCUACCAGGACUGGCACUCGCUGCUUGUCGAUCAGUUUGGACACCGGGUGGCGUUAGAAGGCAUCAUCUAUCUCAAAGCGCCUCCUGAGAAAUGCAUGGAGCGCCUGCAGCGGCGAGGGAGGCCAGAGGAGAAGACUUUGCAGCUGGACUAUCUGCAAAAAUUACAUGAGCAGCAUGAGAAGUGGCUUGUGGAGAAAACAACCGAGAUCCAUUUUGAGUCGUUGAAAAAGAUCCCCGUGCUGGAGCUGGAUGCCAGUGUGGAGUUUCAGAGUGACCCAACAGCACAGGAGAACUUCAUCAGACAGGUGAAGGAUUUCUUCACUGCUUUACGAAGAGAGGGUCAUUCGCACGUGCCAGUACAGCAGUCAGAACAGGCAUGUGACAUGAAUCCUGGCAGAGAUCCAAGCUCAAUGACUCAGUCUUGAAACGGUGGAUAAAGAAGCUAAACUGCAGUUACUGUUGGACCGCACCCUUUGAAGCACACCUGUUUUUAGUAGAAUGUUUACUUGCAGCAAUUUGUUCUGUUACAUUUCAUCAGGUAUACAUCUGCUAACUAAUGAGAGAAGAGCUGGAUCAAAAGUAUGCCUUUAGACAGAUAAUAAAGCUCACUUAUUAAUGGACCCACCCUAUUUCAAUACACGAGAAGCCAGAAAAUAUU